UGGACUCGUUCCAUUUCAGACUGAAACAAAAACGCAUUCUCGAAAGUUGUAUCAGUCCCUUAAACCCUCUGAAAACAGAAACGAACAAACAAAAAUAGAAGUUAUAGAAAAAUGAGGCAGCACUCGCUUGCCUUCUCAGUCCUGCUCGUUCUUUGCCUUUUUGGGUUCUCUAAUGCAUCUCUCCUGCCAUUUUCAGACCGUCCUUGGAGUCUCCUGACUGACUUCUGGCUGGACCGUUUACCGGACCCCUUCAGGGUCUUGGAACAUAUCCCACUUGGUUUCGACAAGGACGAUUAUGUGGCACUCUCUCCAGCCCGAGUAGACUGGAAAGAAACACCUGAGGGUCAUGUUAUCAUGCUAGAUGUACCAGGAAUGAAGAAAGAGGAGGUGAAGAUUGAAAUUGACCAGAAUAGGGUGUUGAGAGGAGUGGAGAGAGGAAGAGAGAAGAAGAGAAAAAAGGAGAUCACUGGCACAGAGUGGUGGAGAAAUCGUAUGGUGACACGACUAAAAGGUUGAUGUCUUUUUUCAAGUGUAGG
This is a messenger RNA of Populus euphratica (Euphrates poplar), 536 nucleotides long. RefSeq names its product 22.0 kDa class IV heat shock protein-like. The record is from RefSeq and is a predicted model, not a curated record. The transcript has a single exon. The coding region runs from base 112 to 516 and encodes 134 amino acids. Lineage: Eukaryota; Viridiplantae; Streptophyta; Magnoliopsida; Malpighiales; Salicaceae.